Molecule: messenger RNA, 1507 nt
Organism: Poecilia latipinna (sailfin molly)
Lineage: Eukaryota; Metazoa; Chordata; Actinopteri; Cyprinodontiformes; Poeciliidae
Gene: f7i
Product: coagulation factor VIIi
Exons: 8
Coding region: 58-1401 (447 amino acids)
Biological process (GO): blood coagulation; proteolysis
Cellular component (GO): extracellular region
Molecular function (GO): serine-type endopeptidase activity; calcium ion binding
Source: RefSeq, a predicted model, not a curated record
GCUGAACCGCCUCUGAUCUAAGUCCUGAUUUUGUCUGCGACGUUCAACACUGCAGACAUGCUGCUGAGGAGCUUCUGCCUGGUUUCUGCUCUGCUGUGGGCCGUCCACGCUGCUGAAGUGUUUGUAGAGAAACAUGAAGCCGCCUCGGUGCUGCGCAGAUGGAGGAGAGCGAACAGCGGCUUCCUGGAGGAGCUGAAGCAGGGGAACCUGCAGAGGGAAUGCAUCGAGGAGAUCUGCGACUACGAGGAGGCGCGGGAAGUCUUCGAGGACGACGAGAAGACGAGGGAAUUCUGGAAAACUUAUGAAAAAAAGGACCCCUGCCUGGUGAACCUGUGCCAAAACAACGGGACGUGUAUCUACAUGGGAACCAGCUAUGAAUGCCAGUGUCCGGAGGGAUAUGAGGGACGGUACUGUCAGACAGUGUUUGAAGACUCGCUGGGUUGCCUGUACCAGAAUGGAAACUGUGAGCAUUUCUGCGACGGUUCUGGAGGGAGACGUAAAUGUUUCUGUGCUGACGGCUACCAGCUGGGAGACGAUGGAAAAAAAUGCGUCCCUAAAGUGGCGUUCCCCUGCGGACGGGUGGCCUCCUCAGACACCGGACUCAACCAGACCAUGCAGGAUCAGGUCAGGCUGGUGGGAGCUAACCACUGUAACGAUGGAGACUGCCCCUGGCAGGUUCUGAUUAAGCUGAAUGGAAGCAGCCACUGCGGUGGAGUUCUGGUCCGACCGGACUGGGUCAUCACCGCGGCCCACUGCGUUCAUGGCCAGAGCCUCCAGCACCUCACUGUGGUGGCAGGUGAAAACAAUCUGGAUAUGAAAGGUGACACAGAGCAAACAUUUGACGCUAACAUGGCGAUUCCCCAUGACAACUACAACCCGGCAACAGGCGACAGCGACAUCGCCCUGGUCCGGAUGAACGGGUCUGUUGUUCUGAACAGGUACACCGUCCCCAUCUGCCUUCCCACCAAAGACUUUGCUGAACGGGAGUUGCUGCCGGUCCGAUACCACACUGUGUCCGGCUGGGGCAAGAGGACCACCGGGGGGAACGCCUUCACCUCCUCGGGCCGCCGGGUCUCACCCACCCUCCGUAAGAUGAGCGUCCCCAUCGUCCAGAACUCCCAGUGCUCCCAGAAAGCCAAAUUCAACUUCACCGACAACAUGCUGUGCGCCGGGUACCUGGACGGAAACCAGGAAAGUUGCCGUGGCGACGACGGCAGUCCGCUGGUCACCGAAUACCGCUCCACCAGCUUCCUGACGGGCGUGGUGGCCUGGGGGCGGGGCUGUUCUCGCCCGGGGUACUACGGAGUCUACACCAAGGUGGCCAUGUUUGUAGACUGGGCGGAGGAAACCAUGAAGAACACACCGAUUCUGGAUGUCCUGCAGGAGCAAACAAGGGUUUAAACUCAGAAAAGAUUCAAAAUGUUGGUCCAUGUUGUAGAACAGACAAAGUUAUUCCAUCUGUUCUCAGGAGGCAACAUAAACAAAUAAAGCCUGGAAUGAAAACAUC